This is a messenger RNA of Phycomyces blakesleeanus NRRL 1555(-), 3572 nucleotides long. RefSeq lists its product as hypothetical. The coding region runs from base 11 to 3442 and encodes 1143 amino acids. The transcript is spliced from 16 exons. Lineage: Eukaryota; Fungi; Mucoromycota; Mucoromycetes; Mucorales; Phycomycetaceae. The record is from RefSeq and is a predicted model, not a curated record.
CGAUAUUCGGAUGGCAUACGAUUCGGCUGCGGGUGUACCGCGCAAUGUAUUCACUCUACCAACACCAACCGACAUUACUCUCACUCCUUUUUGGUCAACCAUACGCCAAGAAGAAUGUUUCUUGCUCCAAAAGUACUCAGCUCCGGGCACACCUCUCUUUAAGAGUCUAAUAAGCACCAUAGCUAGUGUGUUUGAUACAAAACAAUCAUCAUAUCGAAUUCUAUUUCAAAGAGAAGUCAAUUGUACUUGUCUGCAGAUAGGUGUUGCCGAAACAGAACAAGCAAUUGAAGCAGCCUGGCUAUGGAUCCAAAAGAAUAUGAUGCCAGAGUUAGAUACAAUCGAUGACUCGUUUCAAAAAGAGGGAUGGGUUGUAGAAAAGAUGAGCAUGGUUGUAACAACCAUAGAUACUGGAACUGAUGAACUAUCAAGCGAUGAAGGUGUCCGGAAUGCUUCCCGAACAUUUCGACAGAUCUUUGAUGUGCCUUCCUCGGAACGUCUUGUUACUUAUUACUCCUGCGCCUACAAUGGCAGACAAGGGUGGCUUUAUAUAAGUGAGAAUUAUCUUGGAUUCUAUUCAUUUUUGCUCGGUAUCGAAGCAAAGACCCUCAUCGAACUAAAGGAAAUCCAAGACAUCGCCAAAGAAAAGACCAAACGAAGCAUGUUUGGUGACAGUCUAAAGAUCAUAACAAAAGACAAGGUCGAGCAUAUCUUCACAACAUUGUUUAAACGAGAUGAGGUCUACGAUCUUUUGGUACAGCUGACCGGGCAAGCCAUGCUGAGGUUGUUGAAAAACACAGGUACAGAUGCACCAGGUGCUUCAAAUACUGUAUUACGUGGUCUACCGGUACCUUCGACCAGCAGUACCAUGUCUCCUCCAAAACCACUUACCCCUAGAAACGAGUCUGGGCAGUUGAUCAGCCCACUCAAGCACGACCUCGCGGCCCAGAAGAGAAACACAAGCUUCUGUCUUCACUUCAGGUUACCGUUAGAAGAGCAGCUGGUAGAUGCUCUGGAGGCCGACUACACCCAGAAGCCGCCGUCGCAUACCCAACAAAGUCACCCUAGAAUCACAUCUACCAACAGAGCCGAAAGGCGAUUAGAAAACAAAUGCCGUGGUCGAAUUUAUCUCUCCGAGACAUUUCUGGCCUAUGAAUCUCAGGAGCGGUUGCCCCACCCACAGCAGCACCAACCAUUCUGCUGGUUUGUAUUGCCGCUUUACACUAUAAAACGUGUCGAUCGUGUGAGUACGGGAUCGUACACAACCUUGUCGGUGAUAACAUGGCACAAAAUGGAACAUAUUUUCGAAUUGGACGCACUCAAGACAGCUUGUGAGAUCUUCUGUAAUGCACUACGAAAUCACCUAAAAAGUCAGACUGGAGUGAUAAAGAAAUUAAAGCAAUUCUUGACUACCUGCGAAUCCGAGCAGCUGGUGUCCACAAAAUCUAACCAGCUUGUAGAUGUGGAUGAUCCAGUCGGCGGGCUAGGAAUGAAAUUUGGCUAUCCAGGAGAUGCUAGGAAGUCAAAAGACCGGAGUAAACUCAACCUGUGGCGUCAAUACUUUGAAGAAAACGGAAGAAACCUGACUAUGAUGAAACUACCGACAUUUGGUAAACUUGUUCGGGUCGGUUUACCCAACAGACUCCGGGGUGAGAUCUGGGAAGCCUGUUCUGGGGCAAUGUACUCGAGGUUUGCCAAUCAGGGACUAUACGAAGAACUCUUAGAAACCUACAAAGGACAGACCUCGGUAUCAACCGACGAAAUCGAAAAAGACUUGAAUCGGUCAUUACCUGAAUAUGCGGGAUAUCAAACUCAGGAAGGAAUCGACCGUCUCAGAAGAGUCUUGACAGCAUACUCAUGGAGAAACCCUGAACUAGGAUACUGUCAAGCAAUGAACAUUGUAACCUCGGCUUUGUUAAUUACUUCCAUGUACGGGGCCAUGCUCGAUCAGAUUGUCUUUGAACAGCUGGUAGAGCAGACCAUGCCAAUAUUGUGGGAUCAUUUCAAAAAGACCGAUGUGCAACUUUCGGUUGCCUGCCUUCCAUGGUUUCUGAGUUUGUAUGUCAAUUCGAUGCCACUCCUUUUCGCAUUCCGUGUACUCGAUUGUCUCUUCGUUGACGGUCCAAAGAUACUAUUUCAAAUUGGUUUAGCUGUUCUAAAACUCAACGGAGAAGAGCUGUUACAGACCAAGGAUGAUAGUGCCUUUUUAGAUAUCCUCAAGAGGUUCUUUACCUCUCUUGACACCCCACUUGAUCCCAAUUCAAAGCACACUAAAGCAAAAAAUCUGACUAAAUUCAAUCAAGUCAUGCUUGUCGCUUACAGAGAAUUCUCCCUAGUUACCGAUGAGCUAGUGACUGAGAAACGAAAACAGAAUCAAUUCAAGGUUAUUGCUGGAAUUGAGUCUUAUACCAAACGUUCGGCUAUCCGACAUCUCAGAGAUAUCGGGGGCUUUAACAAGGAAGACAUUCCAACUAUAUACGACAAGUUCUUUGGUGCUCUUUACUAUGCAAAGCCAAAAGGAGGAAAAGCAGAGACACAUAUGGAUGUUGAGACCUUCCAAAACUUCUUGGCUAGUCUGACAGAUUGGGCAAAGAUGAAGGUGUCGGAUGGUUCUAUAGAUUCUAAUCUGGAUCGUAUGUUGGGAGCAAGCUUUAUUGGUCGUGUCUUCAACCAUUUCAACCACAACAAUAAUUCGGGCAUUAGUUUCCAAGACACUGUACUUGGACUUAGUGAAAUCCUUCACAGUGAUUUAAUGAGUCAGAUAGGUUUGUUCUUCACUCUUUAUGAUGAAGACAAAGAUGGGCUUUUGAAGAACAAAGAUAUUGUAACCAUGGCAAAAGAACUCUUUUGGCUCAUUUGCCACACAAAGGAAGAAACAAUUGCUUGGGACGCUGUCUGUAGUCUAAUAGUCCAUAGCUACGAACAGUCCGAGAUUGCUCAAGGUCAUCAACAGAAUACUGCUAUGCUGGCCCAUCGACUGGCCGAACUGUCCAUGACCGAUCAAUCGGCCAGUCUUCAAGAGCGAGUCGGUCAAUUGAACGGUGUUCUUUCGGAUACUGAGGCUCCAGAUAUCGAGCUAACCUUGCCAUGUUUCCGCAUGGUCGUACUUACAAACGAAGCGCUCGAGAUGUUCUUUGACCAUGGGUUUAUAAACAGCUUUCAGUUGGUCAAAUCAGCCACUGAUCGGCAAAAGAGUCUUGGACGUGAACUAUUCGAGAGUCUAUUUGCCGGAGGACGACAACUUGCAAAAGAAACACCGGCAGCUUAUCGCCCCAGACUCUCACCUAACCCUUCGCCGUCUAGCUCACAAGUCACACUCUCCUCCCAUUCACCCAGUGCCUCGGUCACAAACCUCCGUCUAUCUACAGAUGAAAAGCCAGAUGAAAAGGAUAUGUCGGAUGAAAUUGAUCACCUAUUGACAGAGCUUGGUCACCUCGAUGUAUAGAACUUUUUGUAAUCAUGCUUGAUGUUCUGUCUUGCUAUUAUUUUUAUUAUUUUUAUUAUUGUUGUUGUUGUUACUAUCAUUUUAUCAUUUUAUCAUUUUUUUAUUACAAGGAAACAAGGUCUUCUUUCUU